AUGGAGGGCGAGAACGAAUACGAUCUGACGAAGUUUGUUAACAUUCGGAGCUUUUCCUGGACCGGACCUCAAUCCAAGGAAGAUUUUGAUGCAAUCAAAGACUGCCUUGCUGCAAACGCGGGACACUUGGAAGUUCUUAACCUUGAUCUCAUGGACUGGUCAAAAGCCGACGACUUUUGGUAUAUAGAUCAUACACGAUGGUUAGACGAGCCCACUCGACGCAAGAACUUCUUCGCCGAUGACAUUCUGGGCCUGCCUUUAGAUGCCGACAGGCGAAGUAGCGGUGUCUGUUUUCCUGUGUUACGGCAUCUGCUCCUCGGGCAGGUGUCCUUUGACUCCGCCAUCACUCGGCUGGUCAAUGCGUUUUCGAUCUUCCAAUUGAAGCAACUCAAGCUCUGGAAUUGCCCACAGACGGUUAAAUUGCUGGAGCAUCUGACUGAGGCCCGACAAGAUUUGGAACUAGAAUCUCUCGAGGUAACAUGCGGAGACUUGUACCUCUGCUUGCCUAUUGUGCAGUGGGAUGAGGUCGUGGACUCCGUUUGCAGUCACUUAGAGACUUUGGAGCGUGUCACCAUACAUGCGCGAACUGUCGACAUUGACGACGAAAGCCCGUAUUUUGAGGAAGAAGCGGACGGUGACCCAACCUUUUGUGGGGGUUUCUUUGAGCUUUUCACGAAAGGAGAUUGUGAUGUCGUCGGGAUCCAAUAUCCUCCUACCUUUGCGCGAAAAUGUCUCCAGCCACACGCAAAGGACGUUUCUUGCAGACUUCUGCAUCUGAGAGCCGCAGGGGACUCUUUAACUAGGCGCGACCACGAAUUUUAUGUUAAUCGCGAGGAAAUAGACAGCUUUGCUGACUGGGUUUUCGGACCUAAUGGCUUCUCUGAGCUUCUUGUUCUCGCAUAUGGCGACUUUGCAUUCCCCGACAUACAUGAAGACAAAAACGUGCUCUACUGCAGGAACAAUGUAGCCCAAGGGGAGGAAGGUGUUCAACCCACUCACUUCAAGAUCCUUGAGCCCGCAGAUGAGCCUCUUUGGGAUUGGGUUCAGGGCAAUAUGGAUGCAUUGUCAGCUUGUGCUUACACAGCGUUACUUCGGGUCUAG
Molecule: messenger RNA, 1101 nt
Organism: Exophiala oligosperma
Lineage: Eukaryota; Fungi; Ascomycota; Eurotiomycetes; Chaetothyriales; Herpotrichiellaceae
Exons: 3
Coding region: 1-1101 (366 amino acids)
Source: RefSeq, a predicted model, not a curated record